Nilaparvata lugens (brown planthopper) is the source of this 1235-nucleotide messenger RNA. RefSeq names its product coiled-coil domain-containing protein 42-like. NCBI's taxonomy places the organism in Eukaryota, Metazoa, Arthropoda, Insecta, Hemiptera, Delphacidae. The transcript is spliced from 3 exons. The record is from RefSeq and is a predicted model, not a curated record. The coding region runs from base 99 to 1220 and encodes 373 amino acids.
CAGGAUUAGAAGGAGAGGUAAAAUCAGAGACUGAACCACCUCCAGUUGAGAAAGAACCUGAAAAAGAAGUGGUUACAAAAACAAAAGAAACACGUGCAAUGAAGGAGAAGAAAGACUCUACGAGCAGUGAACUUCCAAGUCUAAAUCGAGACGAAAUAAAACACAAAGUCCUGACGGAAAAAGCAAAAAUGUACAUAAAACCACAUAGAGGCUGCGCUACAUCUGAUUAUCUAAUGUCGGUGAGAGAGAAAAAUUGCGUGAAAGAUUUUCCAGAAUGGGAUAGUAGUCAAAAAUCAUUGACCAGAUCAAUGAUAGAGUCCAAGAAAAAAUUGUCGAUCGCUGAAAAUUUAUUACGACAAAAAAGGGAAGAAUUUGUGAGGAAUUGUCAGGAUAGGGAUAAACAGAUCAAAGAGCUGACAGGUAAAGAGUUGAAACUGAAGGAAUCUUUUGAGUUUUUCGAUGAAUUUGUGAAGGAGAAUAUGGAGAAAAGAGAGAGAGCCGUGGAAAGGAAGAGGAUAGAAAGGGAAGCGCGUGAUAAGAUAAUGCAGGAUAUAAGUAGAGUGAAUAGGAGAAUAGGGAGGCUAAGGAUAAUCAGGCAAGAGAUGAUGGAGAGUAUUGAGGAGAAUUCAAAGUAUAGGGAUUAUCUGCUGGAUGCUGGAGUGAAGAUGCCUAAGGAAUUCAGCUCCGAUCCAGAGAAAAUAAUCGAGCGCUAUGAGUUGUUGAGAGGAAUCAGAGUUGAGUUGGAAGAACUGCAGGAAAAUCAGAUCAACAACAUCCAGAAAACGAGUACGACAAUACAUGAGGAAACGGGAGUCAGAUCGGAUCAUCUGAUCACGCUGAGGAAUCAAUUGACCGAUCUGCAUAAACGCGAGCAGCUGGCUGGGCAACAAGUAUGGAAAUGGCGUGGUAUCCUUCGAGAGGUGUCGAAAAAAUCAUCUGAUUCAGGAAUCGAAGGUCAGCGCCUGAAGAAAGCCUGCGACGAACUCUACCUGCAGGUCUGCAAGGACCUCAAGAGGUCAGCUGAUUCGCCUGUGAAAGCCGCACCCAGCGAACAGCUGAGACUUGUGCGAGAGCGAAUUCUCGAGCUGAGACAGAUCAUCCGAGUUGCUAGGCAGAGAGCGUUCCGUACUUUCUCGGAUGUGCCCAACUCUUCCUUCUCGCUCAAAGAGAGAGAGUCAAGGAAGAAGAGUAGAUCGGCUACAAAUGGAGAGAGAAAGUGACAGAGGAAAUGGAGA